This is a messenger RNA of Paramuricea clavata, 447 nucleotides long. NCBI's taxonomy places the organism in Eukaryota, Metazoa, Cnidaria, Anthozoa, Malacalcyonacea, Plexauridae. The record is from the annotation of a GenBank genome assembly.
AUGGCUCUGGUGCAACUUCGGAGGGAUCGACUGGCGGCAGAAAAAAGCGAAAUAGAUCGUUAUUUCCCUGGCUGUGUGAAAUGGAUCGAUCCUACCGGCGAUACGAAAGUAGAAGUCGCGCUGAAAACAAACAACGACAAGAAGUAUACGUUGAGAAUCUACAUUGGAAAUUAUCCACAUUCAGUACCAGACAUGGUUGUGGUGUCUUCGCCAAAGCCGAUGCCUGAUUGGGAAAAUAGUUCCACCAGCCAUACUCUGUCGAAACGCGAUGGGUAUUUACGAAUUUGUCAUUGGCACAGCAGCCAUUGGACGGAUCGCAUCGCGUUGCAUGAAGUCGUUUUGAAGGGUCGUCUCUGGCUUGAAGCUUACGAAUGUCACCUCAAAACUGGACAACUGAUGAUUUCUCUUCUUCCGCUAAUGGUACCAGAGUCAAAGAGCUCAAAGUAG